AACAGUGUCUGCGCUGUUACGAAAGGAAACAGCACCAGAGAUGCGGGCUGCUGCUCUCACAUGUGCGCUAGCCGGCCUCUUCAUUGUGGAAGAGGCAAGCUCGAAGUGCCCUGAUAUUGAAAGGCGCCCACAGGAUACGAACUGCAACUACUACUGCCGCAACCAAGCUGACGACGGCUGGGAAGAAGGUUUUCUGUUGGACGGACAAAUGUGUAACUAUGCAGCAGAAAAUGAUGGGGUGUGUCAAGAGGGAAUCUGCUAUAAAGCGACCGUUCCAAGUCCGACAGAACCUUCCCAUCCGGUCGACGAUCCUGAUGACCCCUCAGACGGAGAUCCUGCGACACCGAAGCCUCCAAAAAAGAAGAAAAAGAAGUCCCCCAAAACGAAAACCAAGAAACCUAAGAAGAGCAAGGACAAAAAUCCAAAAAAGUCAAAGAAGCCAAAAAAGAAUCCAAAAGACGACACUGGAGAUGAUGGACCGGGCUUCGAUUGGACCCAAUAA
This is a messenger RNA of Ixodes scapularis (black-legged tick), 502 nucleotides long. RefSeq lists its product as uncharacterized. Lineage: Eukaryota; Metazoa; Arthropoda; Arachnida; Ixodida; Ixodidae. The transcript has 4 exons. Bases 41 to 502 code for a protein of 153 amino acids. The record is from RefSeq and is a predicted model, not a curated record.